CAAGUUGUGCAAAUAAUGCUUAGAGUAUGCAGAUGUUAAUAUAUAUUAAAAUUUUCACAUUUACAUGUAUAUUUGGAUUUUAUAGUUUAAAAAGUAAAAACUAAAAGUAUGCAAACAGUUUUUUGUGUUGCUGUAAAUAUCAAAAUGAUUAAUUUUACAAUAUGGCUGAGUUAAGAAUUCAUUAAUUAAAAUGCAACAUGAUUAGAAAGAUGAGUGAUGUAGGCAUUGUUGCCAUAUUGGUUUUCUUUAUUAUAAUUAUAUUAUAUAUAUCAAUUAGGAAUAUGAAAAUUUGGCAUUUCAGUCAGUUUGAGAAAUGCACUGACAUAAAAUUCAACUCUUUUUAUAAAACAAUAAAUUAUGUUAGAUUAAUUUAUCAUUAUAAGUUGAAUUCAAAUUAUGAAAUAUUUUAAAUUUUUGUAAAGGAAUGUUAUAUCGUUGACAAACCAACAUUUUGGCUCAUUACUCUGUGACAAAAAUGGAAUAAAAAUAUCUUUCGACGUAGAUUUUCGUGCCAUUAAUUUGGGUGACAGCAAAUAUUUAACAGUUUGGAUCAGUAAUACGGGUACUUCAUCUUGCAAGUUGCUAAUGUGCAGGUUGAAUGAAAAUUCUUAUGGUACUAACCAAUUUUAUGUGAGCAAAGUACAGUGUAAAGGAAAAGAAGCCAACUAUCCAGUAUUAAUUUCUCCAAAUAAGUCGUUUUAUGUGAAUGUAAUCUGCAUCGCAAGUCAACUAGGUCUUACUGAACAGCUUCUGCUUUUUGAAUUUGAAAAAUUUACCUUGGGAAGAAUUCUGAAAGUGAUUGUUGAAGAUCCAAAUCAGAAUUCACUUUUACCUAAAGCACUUUUUAUACCUAGAUAUAUGCUUGUUAAUAGAUUAAAAAAUUGUAGAGAAGCUUCCAAUUGUGUGAUCCCAGGAGAGAAACCUUGGAGGGUUAAAAGUCGAUUCUCUCGAACACUGCUGCAAUUUCCCAUUCCGGAAGAAUUGUGGAGCAUUGUCCUCGAACAAAAACAUGUCACACAUAGUUUAUCCUUUCUCACAGAGGAGUUAUCUGUAACAAAUUAUAAAGAGAAAUUUCACACACUGCUUUAUCUUGAAGAAAUACAAAUGAAUAUUGACAUGAAAGACUUUAGUAUGGAUCAGGUUUGUUUUCAACCUUGCAAAGACUAUUUAACAUUAGAGGUACCAGGACUGGCAGAAAACAGGCCGUCACUGUUGAUAGGUGACAGAAUUACAGCCAGUGACCCAGUAGAGAAAUCCAACCCUGUAUACGAAGGAUUUAUUCAUGAGAUUCAUAAAGAAAAGAUAUUUGUCAAAUUCAAUAGCAUUUUUCAUAGUAAAUAUAACGGAGAAAGUUAUGAUGUAGAUUUUCAUUUUAACAGACUGCCCAUGAGAAGAUGUCAUCAGGCUAUUGAAGAGGCAUUAAACCUUCCUGAAAAUGUUCUCUUUCCAAAUAAAAUAGUAUGUAAAACACCUCAAGUUCAUCUUGUGGAAGUGGAGGCAUCAACGCCUGCAAUUUUUCAUACACAGAAAGAAGAAUCGGAAAAGAAGGAAGAGUCAGAAUUUAACAAAUACAAAAAUGCAAAUUUCUUUCCUUGUAACCGUAAUGCCACAUUCUGCUGUCCCGUGGUAAAGAUGGAAGUCCAGUUGCCAAAUAACAGAAAGUCGGUGACAAUUAAGUGGCAUAACAAGUCUCUGAACGAUCGACAGAAAAUUGCAGUGAAAAGAGUGUUGGACGGAACUUGCCGACCCAUGCCUUACGUUAUAUUUGGACCUCCGGGAACGGGUAAAACGAUGACUGUUGUAGAGUGUAUUAUUCAAAUAUUCGGUCGUGUAAACUCUAGUAGAAUUUUAGCCUGUACUCCAUCUAAUAGUGCUGCAGAUUUAAUCGUUCAACGCUUGGCAGAAAGUAACUUAUUCACUGAAGCUGACCUUGUUAGACUCAAUGCCUUCCAUAUAUCUGAUGAGGUUCUUCCCGAUCUCAUUAAACCAUUCUGUAAAAAAGUAGAUGAUAUGUCUACAAUUUCUCGUUAUCGUAUUAUUGUUUGUACUUGUAUAACUGCUGGAAACUUUUAUAGUCUAGGUUUGAGAGUAGACCAUUUCACUCAUUUAUUUUUAGAUGAGGCCGGACAGGCUACUGAACCAGAAUCGAUGUUAGCAAUUGAAUUAGUUGCAACAGGCAAUGGACAGGUUGUCCUAGCUGGAGAUCCUCAGCAGCUCGGACCGGUCAUACGCUCUUCCCACUCUAAAGAAAAUGGACUUAAGGUUUCAUUUCUAGAAAGGAUAAUGGCUCUUUCUCUGUAUCAGAGAAAUCCAGAAAAGUAUCGAGAACAAGGAAACUAUAAUCCAUUACUAGUAACUAAACUUGUAAAUAAUUAUAGAUCCCAUUCUUGCAUUAUUUCGUUAUCAUCACGAAUUUUCUAUGACUCCGAACUUGUCUGUUCUGCUCCUGAAAGUUUACAAAAUACAUUUUGCAAUUGGGAAGAAUUACCAAACAGGUCAUUUCCAAUGAUAUUCUGUGGAAUCAGGGGUGAAAACUUUCGGGAAGGUGACAGCCCUUCUUGGUUUAAUCCGUAUGAAGUUCUGUGUGUGGUUAAAUAUUUAAAAAAUUUGUAUAGCCUGGGAAUUUCACCGGAUGACAUUGGUAUCAUCACUCCAUAUCGCAAGCAGGUGGAAAAAAUCAAAUUUAUGAUGAGCAUGAAUGGAAUUGAAAUGUGCAAAGUGGGUUCUGUAGAAGAAUUUCAAGGCCAGGAGAGAUUAGUUAUAAUUAUUUCUACGGUUCGAACUUCAGAAGAUCAGCUGAACUUUGACGCCAGACACAACUUAGGUUUUCUGACAAAUCCGAAAAGGUUUAAUGUUGCAAUCACUCGAGCACAAGCCCUGCUCAUUAUUGUUGGAGAUCCGUAUCUCCUAUCUAAUGAUAAACACUGGAGGGAAUUAAUCAGUUAUUGUUUGGACGAGAAAUCGUACUGUGGAUCAGCAAUCUCCCUGGCAAAAAUACAAGAUAUACUUUUAGAAGAAUAAUUAAUUAUAGAACUAUAGUGUUUUAAUAUUUCUCAUUCCAGAUGUAAAGUUUCAUCUGUAAAUAAUCAUUUUAAUCUGUCUUUUAUAUAUUGUGUAUAUAUAAAUUUUGUAAAAAUCUUGUAGACAAAU
Molecule: messenger RNA, 3150 nt
Organism: Centruroides sculpturatus (bark scorpion)
Lineage: Eukaryota; Metazoa; Arthropoda; Arachnida; Scorpiones; Buthidae
Product: RNA helicase Mov10l1-like
Exons: 18
Coding region: 586-3021 (811 amino acids)
Molecular function (GO): helicase activity
Source: RefSeq, a predicted model, not a curated record